AUCUAUCAUCCAAUGUCCGAGUCAAUCACCGUAAACAUCAAAUCUUCGGGUGACACAAAGUACGAGGUGACCACUGCCACGUCCAGCACCAUAUUGGAGUUGAAGGAGCAAAUUUCUGCAAAGGCAGACGUUCCCUCUGACCGUCAGAGAUUAAUCUAUUCUGGUAAGGUGUUGAAAGAUACAGAAACAGUGGCAUCGUAUAAAAUCCAGUCAGGCCACACCAUCCACCUCGUGAAAAGCGCUGCCAAGGCCGCCGCCACGGGGGGCGACUCCUCCACCGUCAGCACCACCGCCACCGACUCACAAUCGACACCUGCGUCCAACCAAUCGUCCCAGGUGCCUUCUAACAUUUCUGCUGGGCAGGGCGCUUUUAACCCGUUGGCAGACUUGACCGGUGCCCGGUACGCCGGGUACACCCAGUUGCCGUCCGCGUCGAUGUUUGGUCCUGACGGGGGCAUGAACGCCGCUAUGCCCGACCCCGAGCAGAUGUCGCUGAUGAUGUCCAAUCCCAUGUUCCAAGAAAGUAUGAACUCGUUGUUGUCCAACCCGCAAAUGUUGGACUACUUCAUCCAGCAGUCGCCCCAGUUGCGGGCGUUGGGGCCUCAGGCCAGAGAAAUGUUGCAGAGCCCAUUUUUCAGACAGAUGUUGUCGAAUCCAGAGAUGAUGCGGUCGAUGAUGGAAAUGGGCAGAAACAGCAUGGGCAGUGGGGCUGGGUUCCCAGAGCCUGGCACCGGCUUCCCAGCUCCUGGGGCCAAUCCCACUGGCGACUCGACCGACGCCACCACCACCACCACCAAUACCGGUACAAACCCUCCCAACCCAUUCGCCUCUAUGUUCGGCAAUGGUAUGCCUCCUAUCGACCCAUUCGCCAUGUUUGGCGGUGCCGGUGGCGCACAGCCCCCCGCCGAGACAGACUCUCGUCCUCCAGAAGAAAGAUAUGCCAGCCAGUUGAGUCAGUUGAACGAUAUGGGUUUUUUUGACUUUGACAGAAACGUGGCAGCCUUGAGAAGAAGCGGUGGUAACGUCCAGGGAGCCGUGGAGUACCUCUUGUCCGGGUAGAUAUCUCCAUACACUAUAUAUCUAUUUAUCUCCUCCAUGUUUGUUUCACGACUGGCUAUUUAGUUAUUAAUUCUAUGAACUUAUAGAAAGAG
Messenger RNA from Yamadazyma tenuis ATCC 10573, 1151 nucleotides. Its product is annotated as ubiquitin domain-containing protein DSK2. Gene Ontology annotation, molecular function: polyubiquitin modification-dependent protein binding. Gene Ontology annotation, biological process: ubiquitin-dependent protein catabolic process. Gene Ontology annotation, cellular component: cytosol. The record is from RefSeq and is a predicted model, not a curated record. Lineage: Eukaryota; Fungi; Ascomycota; Pichiomycetes; Serinales; Debaryomycetaceae.